This is a messenger RNA of Sitophilus oryzae (rice weevil), 2235 nucleotides long. RefSeq names its product octopamine receptor beta-3R-like. Gene Ontology annotation, biological process: adenylate cyclase-activating adrenergic receptor signaling pathway. Gene Ontology annotation, molecular function: octopamine receptor activity. The transcript is spliced from 4 exons. Gene Ontology annotation, cellular component: membrane. The record is from RefSeq and is a predicted model, not a curated record. NCBI's taxonomy places the organism in Eukaryota, Metazoa, Arthropoda, Insecta, Coleoptera, Curculionidae. The coding region runs from base 312 to 1649 and encodes 445 amino acids.
CCCAAAGUCCGUUCCACACGAGCGCGCGUCCCGUCCGACGUCUUUCGCGGUCCGGUGUUUAUUGUGCCAAGCGCGCCGUUUUUUUUUAUAUAAAUAAAUCAACGGGAAAAAAUGUAAAAAAAUUAUUACGACCGGUAUACAGUGGUUGUGGUAGAUUUAUGGUGGUUUGAGAGUGGCGCGAUGACGAUUAAGUUGAUGGUGAUGAUGGUAUUGGUAGGAUGGUCUGGUUUGGAUAUUCAAAUGGUCUAGGAAUUCAAAUAUAAAAAAUAUAAUGUUCACCUAACCACCGGCUCAGUGAACCUAAACUCACCAUGAUCAUCACGGCGAUGGCUUCACACACCUCCCCUUCCGCCACUGCAUUCCCACCACCACUGCCAAGCCUACUAGUCAACUCCUCCCACCACAACCACACCAACAACGUGACCUCGCUGGAGAACCCCAAUCCACACUGGACAGACCUCUUACUCCUCGUAGUAAAGGGAUUCAUAUUCUCCUCGAUCAUCUUGGCAGCCGUUCUGGGAAACGCUUUGGUGAUCAUCAGCGUUCACAGGCACAGGAAACUGCGCGUCAUCACGAACUACUACGUGGUGAGUCUGGCCAUGGCCGACAUGUUGGUAGCACUGUGCGCGAUGACUUUUAACGCAAGCGUCGAACUCACCGGCAACUGGAUGUUCGGUACUUUCAUGUGCGACGUCUGGAACAGUUUCGACGUGUACUUUUCCACGGCAUCCAUCCUGCAUUUGUGCUGUAUCAGUGUGGAUCGUUACUACGCGAUAGUGAGGCCUCUGGAAUACCCCAUAACUAUGACACAUAAAACGGUUUCCUUUAUGCUGGCAAAUGUUUGGAUGCUUCCAGGACUUAUAAGCUUCAUGCCCAUUUUUCUUGGAUGGUACACGACCGAUGAGCAUCUGGAAUACAAAACGAAACAUCCAGAAAUGUGUAUUUUCGUGGUGAACAAAUACUAUGCCAUAAUAUCCAGUUCUGUGAGCUUCUGGAUUCCUGGAGUUGUCAUGGUGACGAUGUACUGUAGGAUAUACAAAGAGGCGAUAAGGCAAAGGAAGGCCUUGUCGAGAACUUCAUCGAAUAUUAUACUGAAUUCGAUACACCAGCACAGAACGUCGUACAGGGAGAGAUAUAGCGACAGAUAUAGUGAGCAGUUUUUGAAUCCAGAUGCGGAAAUGACUACUGUGGGGCAAAUUAAUAAUGGUAGGAGGAGUACUAGUACGGGUUCGGCGGUGUCUUAUGGUACUACGAUUACUGAGUACAAUACAGCGAUGAACAGUAGGGAUAGCAGUAAGGCAGCCACCGAGCUAAACAUAAACGGUACAACGAUAAGACAGCAAUCCAAAAGUUGGAGAGCUGAACACAAAGCAGCGAGAACACUAGGAAUAAUAAUGGGCGUGUUCAUUCUAUGUUGGUUGCCGUUUUUUCUAUGGUAUGUAAUCACAACGCUCUGCGGUGAACACUACUGUCCAACUCCCGACUGGCUCAUAGGCAUGCUGUUCUGGGUGGGCUACUUCAAUUCAGCCCUUAAUCCUUUGAUCUACGCCUACUUCAACAGGGACUUCCGGGAAGCCUUCAAGGACACCCUCCUUUGCGCCCUGCCCUGUUGUUUCGGACGCUGGAAGACACCUCCCAGGUUCCUCUAGCCACAGGAUUGCUCACCCGGCGUGAGGGACGAAAGGCUGUGAUAUAUUAAUCUUACUCAGUUUGGUUAGACCGAAAAAAAAACAGUUAUUAUAAAGAAAAUUUGAUAAAGUUACUCAAAAACGUUUUUUAAAAAAUCUAAUUUUUAUUUUAUUUUACAAUAUACUGGUGGUCAGAUAAGCAAAACUUCCACUGUACCGAGGAAUAAUAAUCCCCACCGUUAUAUGGAUGCGAAAACUGGGUGCCGUAUUGCAAAUACUCGUCAGCGAGUAAUGGGAGUAGUAGUAGUAGGUAAGAUAAAUAAAACUUUAGAAAAAUGAUAUGGAAUUAUUAUAUUUGUUUUGACGUUUUUGAGUAACUUUAAAAAACUUUCAAGAUUGUAUUUUUUGUUGCAAAUUUGGAAUUCCUGGCUUUUGCUUAAAGAAUUAAUAUGUAUUUUUGAAAAUCAUUAAAUAUUUAAGUAUAGUGUAUUUUAUAAUUAGAAAAUUCUGCUCCUUUCAAUAUCAAUGUACCUACAAAUUAUGAAUAACUGGCUAUUUUAAAUUCAGAUCAAUAUUCACUGAAUCAUCUUUAAAAUAGAAUAGUAAA